This is a messenger RNA of Morone saxatilis (striped sea-bass), 2507 nucleotides long. Its product is annotated as calsequestrin-2-like. NCBI's taxonomy places the organism in Eukaryota, Metazoa, Chordata, Actinopteri, Moronidae. Gene Ontology annotation, cellular component: sarcoplasmic reticulum lumen. The record is from RefSeq and is a predicted model, not a curated record. The transcript has 11 exons. Gene Ontology annotation, biological process: regulation of cardiac muscle contraction by regulation of the release of sequestered calcium ion. Gene Ontology annotation, molecular function: calcium ion binding. Bases 155 to 1384 code for a protein of 409 amino acids.
ACAGGUGGAGAGGGAGAGAGAUCAAAGGAGAGCAUUAGAGAGAAGUAGAUGAUGAUAUAUUUGUGAGAAUAUUUCACUCAGAGGUCAAAUCUGUAGAUGGAUUUUAGCUCCGUGGAGUGAUAUCUACAACCACAAACUCCACAACUGAACAACAAUGCAGCCAAUCUGGCUUUCUCUACUAUCUGCCUUCUGCCUUCGCCUGGUUUUCCUUUGCAGAGCCGAGGAAGGUCUCGAGUUCCCCAAUUUCGACGGGAAGGACAGGGUGCUGGACAUCAGCGAGCGCAACUACAAGAAGGCUCUGAAGAGGUACGACCUGCUGUGUCUGUUCUACCACGAACCGGUGCCCGCCAACAAGGGCCUGCAGAAGAGGUUCCAGAUGACGGAGCUGGUGCUGGAGCUCACAGCUCAGGUCCUGGAGAACAGAGACAUCGGUUUUGGGAUGGUGGACUCCCAGAAGGACGCCAAAGUAGCCAAAAAACUGGGUCUCGAGGAGGUGGGCAGCUUGUACGUCUUCAAGGACGACCGUGUGAUUGAGUUUGAUGGGGAGCUGUCAUCGGACACACUGGUGGAGUUUCUGCUGGAUGUGCUGGAGGACCCCGUGGAAAUGAUCAAUAACGCCAUGGAGCUGCGAGCCUUCGAGAGGAUGGAGGAAGACAUCCGUCUCAUUGGCUACUUCAAAGGAGAGGACUCAUACUACAAAGCUUUUCAGGAGGCCUCAGAGCGUUUUCAACCCUACAUCAAGUUCUUUGCUACAUUUGAUAAACCUGUAGCCAAACACCUCUCCCUCAAGAUGAACGAGGUGAAUUUUUAUGAGCCGUUCAUGGAGGAGCCGGCCAUUCUGCCCGGCAGACCUCUGUCAGAGAUGGACAUUGUCGAGUUUGUGAACCAACACAGAAGGGCUACUUUGAGGAAGCUCCGGGCGGAGAAUAUGUUUGAAACAUGGGAGGACGACAUGGAUGGAAUACAUAUUGUCGCGUUUGCUGAGGAGGAAGAUCCAGAUGGCUAUGAGUUCCUGGAGAUCCUGAAAGACGUAGCCAGAGACAACACCAACAACCCAGAGCUCAGCAUCGUCUGGAUCGACCCCGAUGACUUCCCUCUGCUGACCACCUACUGGGAAAAAACCUUCAAGUUGGACCUGUUUCGACCUCAGAUUGGUGUGGUCAACGUCACAGACGCGGACAGCGUGUGGCUGGACAUGUCCAACGACGAGGACCUGCCCACCGCUGAGGAGCUGGAGGACUGGAUAGAGGACGUCCUGUCUGGAAGGGUGAACACAGAGGACGAUGAUGAGUCUGCUGACGACCGGGAGGAGCCCGACAGCUACGCCACAGAGGACAGCUCCGAAGGUCAGGACCCAGAUGAGGAAGAUGACAGCGAAGACUAACCUGAGGGGUUAAGGGUUGGUGUCCUGGCAGUUCUGGACUCGCAUUAGAACCAGAUUACUGAAACAUGUCAACAUCUUAUUAUCUUUAAAUAAUUUAAAAGAAGUACAAUUAAAAGAAAAUGGUUUUCCAAAAAAAAUCUAAAUUCUCUGGUUUAAAUGAUUCAUAAUUGCCAGAUAAAACAGAACUGAUUAAAAGUCAUCAUGGGAAAAUCUUGGCCCAGAUUAUAAUAAAGUUAGCACAGUGCCUGCAGUAGUAAUCCUCCUGUACUCACCAAGGAUAUCAGCAUACAGACUCUGUGUCGCAUACACAUGUAAGUUAAAGCUCCAUUAAUAGAUUUUGUAAACACAACACUGACACAUUAUCAUCUUUUAAGUUGCCAAGGCUGACAUGUUAGCAAAUAGUUUCUUAUUUACACAUCCAGCAGACACUGAGCACGAACAUUGGCGUCCAUUAGGAGUUGUGUUUCAGGCCAAAUGAUGAAUUUGAGAGUAAAUUUAAGUCCAAUAUUCACUUGUUUUAGCCCUGGAUGGAAAAAUAUCUCUUUUUUUUAGUUGCUAAAUGCUCUACUCCGCUUACCAGCUGGCUGCUAACUGUACCUGCUUUUUGGUGCUGAGCAGGUACUGUACAGUGGGUUUUUUUUAGAGCACUGAAAACAACCGUCUGAAAUGUGUGGAAACGAUGCUGAUGAGUGCUGUAAGAGGUAAUCAAAACAUUAAAGCUGCAGGUUGUAAAAAACCAAAACAAUGAGCUGAAAGAUGCUAAAAUGUUACGUAAAGGAGACGGGAACCUGCAGAGUCUUGUGGUAAUUCUUUGUGAGUUUGUCACUAUGAGUGACACCUAUCACAUUACACAUACAGUAUGUUAGUAUACAAAUAUUGAUUAUAGCAGGUUUAAGAUUUACAUAAAUUGUUCAGAGAUUAGUUUGUGUGUUUAUAUGUGUGAAAACAAAUGAUAAAUAUCUUUGUUCUUUUAAGUAGAAUAGUGCUUGAAUUCUUUUAAUAUAAUAAAUAGUUCUGUAUAUUAAAUGUUAAUAGACUAUACUUAGACUAAAGUAUCAAAAGCACUUUUUUGGAGAAGAUUUUCAUGAUGUAAAAGCGUUAAUAAAAGUACACAAUGACUCUG